Brugia malayi is the source of this 3633-nucleotide messenger RNA. RefSeq names its product Low-density lipoprotein receptor repeat class B containing protein. The transcript is spliced from 13 exons. Gene Ontology annotation, molecular function: calcium ion binding; protein binding. Bases 1 to 3633 code for a protein of 1210 amino acids. Lineage: Eukaryota; Metazoa; Nematoda; Chromadorea; Rhabditida; Onchocercidae. The record is from RefSeq and is a predicted model, not a curated record.
AUGCAGGUUUGCAUUUCUGUUUUGGCAGCAUAUAACCAUGUGUUCCGUAUGGUACUAAAACUGGCACAGAUUCAAAUCUGUGAAAGAAUUUUAAAUAAGAAAACAUCUGAUUUCUCAUCUGAAUGGUGUAACUUUGCCAAACGAUACCUUGGCUGUGGAAUCACUGAAUCUUUUUACGAAGUAUGUCCAAAAACUGCAGAGGCUUUGCAAAACUACUUUGAGAUACUGAUUAAUCCGAAUAAUAGCAACUGUUAUUUGCGGCAACCAACGGCUAACCAUAAUGAAAUUGUUUUUGGUCGGUUAAUUCGGCAACUAACAGCUGAUCUGAAUGAAACCGUUCCUGAUUGGUCAGAUCGACAACCAACAGCUGAUCUGAAUGAAACCGUUCCUGAUUGGUCAGAUCGACAACCAACAGCUGAUCUGAAUGAAACCGUUCCUGAUUGGUCAGAUCGACAACCAACAACUGAUAUGAAUGAAACCGUUCCUGAUUGGUCAGAUCGACAACCAACAGCUGAUCUGAAUGAAACCGUUCCUGAUUGGUCAGAUCGACAACCAACAGCUGAUCUGAAUGAAACCGUUCCUGAUUGGUCAGAUCGACAACCAACAACUGAUAUGAAUGAAACCGUUCCUGAUUGGUCAGAUCGACAACCAACAGCUGAUCUGAAUGAAACCGUUCCUGAUUGGUCAGAUCGACAACCAACAGCUGAUAUGAAUGAAACCGUUCCUGAUUGGUCAGAUCGACAACCAACAGCUGAUCUGAAUGAAACCGUUCCUGAUUGGUCAGAUCGACAACCAACAGCUGAUCUGAAUGAAACCGUUCCUGAUUGGUCAGAUCGACAACCAACAGCUGAUCUGAAUGAAACCGUUCCUGAUUGGUCAGAUCGACAACCAACAGCUGAUCUGAAUGAAACCGUUCCUGAUUGGUCAGAUCGACAACCAACAGCUGAUCUCAAUGAAACCGUUCCUGAUUGGUCAGAUCGACAACCAACAGCUGGUCUGAAUGAAACCGUUCCUGAUUGGUCAGAUCGACAACCAAAAGCUAAUCUGAAUGAAACCGUUCCUGAUUGGUCAGAUCGACAACCAACAGCUGAUCUCAAUGAAACCGUUCCUGAUUGGUCAGAUCGACAACCAACAGCUGAUAUGAAUGAAACCGUUCCUGAUUGGUCAGAUCGACAACCAACAGCUGAUCUGAAUGAAACCGUUCCUGAUUGGUCAGAUCGACAACCAACAGCUGAUCUGAAUGAAACCGUUCCUGAUUGGUCAGAUCGACAACCAACAGCUGAUCUGAAUGAAACCGUUCCUGAUUGGUCAGAUCGACAACCAACAGCUGAUCUCAAUGAAACCGUUCCUGAUCGGUCAGAUCGACAACCAACAGCUGAUCUGAAUGAAACCGUUCCUGAUUGGUCAGAUCGACAACCAACAGCUGAUCUCAAUGAAACCGUUCCUGAUUGGUCAGAUCGACAACCAACAGCUGAUCUGAAUGAAACCGUUCCUGAUUGCUCAGAUCGACAACCAACAGCUGAUAUGAAUGAAACCGUUCCUGAUUGGUCAGAUCGACAACCAACAGCUGAUCUGAAUGAAACCGUUCCUGAUUGGUCAGAUCGACAACCAACAGCUGGUCUGAAUGAAACCGUUCCUGAUUGGUCAGAUCGACAACCAAAAGCUAAUCUGAAUGAAACCGUUCCUGAUUGGUCAGAUCGACAACCAACAGCUGAUCUCAAUGAAACCGUUCCUGAUUGGUCAGAUCGACAACCAACAGCUGAUAUGAAUGAAACCGUUCCUGAUUGGUCAGAUCGACAACCAACAGCUGAUCUGAAUGAAACCGUUCCUGAUUGGUCAGAUCGACAACCAACAGCUGAUCUGAAUGAAACCGUUCCUGAUUGGUCAGAUCGACAACCAACAGCUGAUCUGAAUGAAACCGUUCCUGAUUGGUCAGAUCGACAACCAACAGCUGAUCUCAAUGAAACCGUUCCUGAUCGGUCAGAUCGACAACCAACAGCUGAUCUGAAUGAAACCGUUCCUGAUUGGUCAGAUCGACAACCAACAGCUGAUCUCAAUGAAACCGUUCCUGAUUGGUCAGAUCGACAACCAACAGCUGAUCUGAAUGAAACCGUUCCUGAUUGGUCAGAUCGACAUCCAAAAGCUAAUCUGAAUGAAACCGUUCCUGAUUGGUCAGAUCGACAACCAACAGCUGAUCUCAAUGAAAACAUUGCUAAUGCUAGCAGUAAUUCUGAUCUCCAGACAUGUAAUAAUUGCAAAGUAAUCAAAUGUCCAGAGGGUUUCUAUUAUAACAAACAUUUGGCAAAAUGUGUUGAUGUAGAUGAAUGCGCAUCCAAUAAACAUUUUUGUUCGCAGAAGUGUAUCAAUAAGCAAGGUAGCUAUGAUUGUGAGUGUUUUGGCCCUUUGUAUAGACUGGCUCGAAAUAAUCGUCGGUGCUAUCGAACUGAUAAUGAAUCCGUCGUGUUUUUCUUGGCUCAUUCUCAUAGUGUAUGGAAUAUAACAUAUAAUGCAAAAUCUCAGCUUAAGUUGGUACCUAGCAAUAGAGCUGAAAAAGUGGCCAUGUUCGACUACGACUUGAAGGAAAAGAAAUUAUACUAUGUGGAUCUAACGAGAAAUUCAAUUCAGUAUGUAAAUUUGCUUGAUAGAAACAGAGUACAUAUCAUACAAAACCAUGAUAUUGAAGGUACAGAAGGAAUCGCUAUUGAUUGGAUACAUAGGAAUUUGUAUACUCUACGUUACAAGCAAUUACAUGUGCAACGUCUUGAUGGUCUUUAUAGAGCAUUACUUUAUGAUGGAUUUUUUCAAUUGCCUCGAGCUUUGGUCGCUUAUCCUUCGAUACGUGAACUGUUUGCAAGCGACUGGGGAGUGAAACCAUUUAUAGUCCGUCUUGCUAUGGACGGUACUCAAGCAAAAAAGAUCGUCACUGAAAGUUUAGUUUGGCCAAAUGCACUAGCUAUCGAUUAUUUCGCAGAACGUCUUUACUGGGCCGAUGCUUUCCGCGACGUUAUUGAAAUGGCAAAUUUGGAUGGAACGGGUCGACGAACUGUAAUCAGUGACGAUAAGUUGGUGCCGCAUGUUUUCGGAUUAACGAUAUUUGACGAUACGAUCUUUUGGAGCGACUGGACUCGUCGUGGAAUUCUUUUUGCUAAUAAACUUACCGGUCAAAACUCAACAAGGCUGAUGGAGACUGUAUUGCCACCGUAUUCCCUCAAGGCAUAUCAUCCUUUUAUGCAAAUGGAAGCUCCUAAUAUUUGUGAAGUGACAACAUGCCAACAUAUCUGUGUACCGAAGCUUGAUGGUUCAGGACAGCAAUGUCUAUGCGCCGAAGGAUUUAUCAUGCAUGAAAGCGGUCUUUGUGAACCAAACUGUACGAAACAUCAGUUACUGUGCUCACGGCCGGAUCACAAAUGUCUCAAUUUAAUAUAUCGGUGUGAUGAAUCGUACAAUUGUAGAAAUGGAGAUGAUGAAAUGGAAUGUCCUGUAUCGAUUUGCAUGCAUGAUGAGCGCAUGUUCCCUUGUCGUGAUAAUCGUAAAUGUAUUUUGCGAUCGCAACGAUGCGAUGGUUUCGUAGAUUGCUAUGAUGAAUCGGAUGAAUUUUAUUGUGCUGAUUUAGCUAUAGCUUGGAGCCAUUAA